AAACGUUCUCUCCUGGUGGAAUCUGGAUAAUUUCCCUGGGGAAGUGCAGCAAGAAAAGGGCUCUGCAAACAGAUCCCUGCAGAUAAGUUGGCAUUUGAAAGAGAAAGGGACACUGACCUCCUUUGAAGGGAGGACCGAGGAGACUGCCCCACCCAACCUCUGGUCAGGAGGCCACUGGAGCCCAGGGGAACCCAAAUGCCCCUGCUUGACUGAUACCCUCUGCUCCUCCUCUGCAGACGACCAGAGCCAGGCCGAGGAGAAGGGACUGCUCUGUCAGAACCCCGCCUGCAUGGACAAGGGGCGGGCAGCCAAGGUAUGCCACCACACAGACUGCCAGCAGCUGCACCGCCGGGGGCCUCUCAACCUCUGCGAGGCCUGUGACAGCAAGUUCCAUAACACCAUGCAUUAUGACGGACACGUGCGCUUUGACCUGCCUCCGCAAGGCUCUGUCCUUGCCCGGAAUGUGUCCACCCGGUCAUGUCCCCCACGCACCUGCCCCGCAGUGGAUUUGGAGGAGGAGGAGGAGGACAGCUCUAUGGACAGCAAAGGUGAUAGGAAGAGCACAGGCCUGAAACUCUCCAAGAAGAAAGCAAGGAGGAGACACACAGAUGACCCAAGCAAGGAGUGCUUCACCCUGAAAUUUGACCUGAAUGUGGACAUCGAGACGGAGAUUGUGCCAGCCAUGAAGAAGAAGUCACUGGGGGAGGUGUUGUUGCCAGUGUUUGAAAGGAAGGGCAUUGCUCUGGGCAAAGUGGAUAUCUACCUGGACCAGUCCAACACGCCCUUGUCCCUCACCUUCGAGGCCUACAGGUUCGGAGGACACUACCUGCGGGUCAAAGCCAAGCCGGGGGACGAGGGCAAAGUGGAGCAGGGCGUGAAAGACUCCAAGUCCCUGAGUUUGCCAAUCCUGCGGCCAUCUGGGGCUGGGCUCCCCAUCCUGGAGCGUGUGGACCCCCAGAGUCGCCGGGAGAGCCUCGACAUCUUGGCCCCAGGCCGUCGUCGCAAAAACAUGUCGGAGUUCCUGGGGGAAGCCAGCAUCCCUGGCCAGGACCCCCCCUUGGCCUCCAGCAGCUCUCUGCCCAGUGGCAGCAGUGGCAGCACCAGCAGCGGCGGGAAGAACCGGGCAGCCAGUCGUUUCAGUGGCUUCUUCAGCUCGGGUCCCAGCACCAGCGCCUUUGGCCGGGAGGUGGACAAGAUGGAGCAGCUGGAGGGCAAACUGCAUGCCUACAGCCUCUUCGGGCUGCCCCGGCUGCCUAGGAGGCUGCGCUUUGAUCAUGACUCCUGGGAGGAGGAGGAGGAGGAGGAGGAAGAGGAUGAUAACAGUACUUGUCUGAGGCUGGAGGAUAGCUGGCGGGAGCUCAUUGAUGGACAUGAGAAGCUGACCCGGCGGCAGUGCCACCAGCAGGAGGCGGUAUGGGAGCUGUUGCACACCGAGGCCUCUUACAUCAGGAAACUGCGGGUGAUCACCAAUCUGUUCCUGUGCUGCCUUCUGAACCUGCAGGAGUCGGGGCUGCUGUGUGAGGUGGAGGCCGAGCGCCUGUUCAGCAACAUCCCAGAGAUCGCGCGGCUGCACCGCGGCCUGUGGGGCAGCGUGAUGGCGCCGGUGCUGGAGAAGGCGCGGCGCACGCGGGUGCUGCUGCAGCCCGGGGACUUCCUCAAAGGCUUCAAGAUGUUCGGCUCUCUCUUCAAGCCAUACAUCCGGUACUGCAUGGAGGAGGAAGGCUGCAUGGAGUACAUGCGCAGCCUGCUGCGCGACAACGAGCUCUUCCGGGCCUAUGUCACGUGGGCCGAAAAGCACCAGCAGUGCCAGCGGCUAAAGUUGAGCGACAUGCUGGCCAAGCCCCACCAGCGACUCACCAAGUACCCGCUGCUGCUCAAGUCCAUACUGAGGAAGACAGAUGAGCCACAUGCCAAGGAAGCUGUCAUCACCAUGAUUAACUCGGUGGAGCGCUUCAUCCACCACGUGAAGCCAUGCGUGCGGCAGCGACAGGAGCGACAGCGGCUGGCCGCAGUGGUGAGCCGCAUCGAUGCCUAUGAGGUGGUGGAGGGCAGCACUGACGAAGUAGACAAGCUCCUGAAGGAAUUUCUGCACCUGGACCUGACAGCGCCUAUCCCUGGUGCCUCCCCUGAGGAGACACGACAGCUGCUGCUGGAGGGGAGCCUGAGGAUGAAGGAGGGGAAGGACAGCAAGAUGGACGUGUACUGCUUCCUCUUCACGGAUCUGCUCUUGGUGACCAAGGCAGUGAAGAAGGCCGAGAGGACCAAGGUCAUCAGGCCACCACUGCUGGUGGACAAGAUCGUGUGCCGGGAGCUACGGGACCCUGGCUCCUUCCUCCUCAUCUACCUGAAUGAGUUCCACAGUGCCGUGGGGGCCUACACGUUUCAGGCCAGCGGCCAGGCCUUGUGCCGUGGCUGGGUGGAUGCCAUUUACAAUGCCCAGAACCAGCUACAGCAGCUGCGUGUGCAGGAACACCCGGGCAGCCAGCAGCACCUGCAGAGCCUAGAAGAGGAGGAGGAGGAGCAGGAGGAGGAAGAGGAGGAAGAAGGCGAGGGAAGUAGCACUUCUGCUGCCAGCUCCCCCACCAUCCUGCGUAAGAGCAGCAACAGCCUCAACUCCCAGCACUGUGCCUCAGAUGGCUCCACGGAGACUCUGGCCAUGGUUGUGGUGGAGCCUGGGGAGACUCUGUCCUCCCCCGACUUCGACGGCGGCCCCUUCAGCUCCCAGUCAGACAAGACCUCUCUGAGCACCACUGCCUCAUCCAUCACGCCCACCAGUGAGCUGCUGCCCCUGGGUCCAGUGGACGGCCGCUCCUGCUCCAUGGACUCCGCCUACGGCACUCUCUCCCCAACCUCCCUGCAAGACUUUGUAGGCCCAGCCCCUGUGAUGGAGCCAAUGCCUGGACCCCCAGAGUUACCACAAGUCUCUUCUCCACCUCCCUCACCCCGCCUUCGCCGCCGCACCCCUGUCCAGCUGCUGCCCCGCCUGCCCCACCUACUCAAGUCCAAAUCUGAAGCCAGUCUCCUCCAGCUGCUGUCAGGGGAUUCCACCCGUGGAGCACUGUCAGGCCCCAGUCGUAGCCUGUCGGAGCUCUGUCUGGCCGCUACGGCGUCAGGCGCUAGGACUCGGGGCUCUCCUCAGGGAGGUGGGCCUGGCUGGGACUGCCAUGGGGCACUUAGCCCUGGCAAUGGCCCUGAGCUGUCAGAACGACAGGAGAGAGCCAACAGCCUGGCUGGGGAGCCUGCAGGCCCCACCAGCAGGAGGUGCAGAGAGCUGCCCUCAGGGGCUUCUUCUAGGGCCCAGCUCGAGCCACCCCCAGGAACCUCUGCUCAACACAGGAAGCUGACCCUGGCCCAGCUCUACCGAAUCAGGACCACCCUGCUGCUUAACUCCACGCUCACUGCCUCGUGA
Molecule: messenger RNA, 3409 nt
Organism: Tupaia belangeri chinensis (Chinese tree shrew)
Lineage: Eukaryota; Metazoa; Chordata; Mammalia; Scandentia; Tupaiidae
Gene: PLEKHG5
Product: pleckstrin homology and RhoGEF domain containing G5
Biological process (GO): Rho protein signal transduction; endothelial cell migration
Cellular component (GO): plasma membrane; endocytic vesicle; axon
Molecular function (GO): guanyl-nucleotide exchange factor activity
Source: RefSeq, a predicted model, not a curated record